Messenger RNA from Hypomesus transpacificus, 1657 nucleotides. It is a transcript of the gene spg21, whose product is annotated as SPG21 abhydrolase domain containing, maspardin. The record is from RefSeq and is a predicted model, not a curated record. The coding region runs from base 96 to 1082 and encodes 328 amino acids. The transcript has 9 exons. Gene Ontology annotation, molecular function: CD4 receptor binding. NCBI's taxonomy places the organism in Eukaryota, Metazoa, Chordata, Actinopteri, Osmeriformes, Osmeridae. Gene Ontology annotation, cellular component: cytosol; trans-Golgi network transport vesicle.
AGUACAUGCAAAUAAUGUCAUAUGACCAAAUGGCUAGGUAUAGAAGCGAUGUAAAAUGCCUCUAAUCCAUGGAUAACAGUCAACGGAUACAUUGAAUGCUAUCCAAAGAGAAAUCGCGAGUACAGCAUCGACUUGUCUUCUCAGAAAUGGAGGAGAUACGAGUAUCCCCGGACUACAACUGGUUCCGAAGCACAGUGCCUCUGAAAAGAAUAAUUGUGGAUGAUGACGACAGCAAGGUCUGGUCCUUGUACGAUGCAGGACCAAAGAGCAUUCGGUGUCCCAUAAUAUUCCUUCCCCCUGUCAGUGGGACAGCAGAGGUGUUCUUCCAGCAGCUCCUAGCUCUCACAGGCUGGGGCUACAGAGUGAUCUCGCUGCAGUAUCCUGUGUACUGGGAUCUUUUGGAAUUCUGUGAUGGUUUUCGGAAGUUGCUGGACCAUUUGCAGUUGGAUAAGGUCCAUCUGUUUGGUGCCUCAUUGGGUGGAUUCCUGGCUCAGAAGUUUGCUGAGUGCACGCACAAGUCCCCCAGAGUGCAUUCCCUGGUCCUGUGUAAUUCCUUCAGUGACACAUCCAUCUUUAAUCAGACAUGGACAGCUAACAGCUUUUGGUUGAUGCCUGCCUUCAUGUUGAAAAAGAUUGUUCUUGGGAACUUCUCAAAAGGACCUGUUGACCCCAAAAUGGCGGAUGCUAUUGACUUCAUGGUGGACAGACUGGAGAGCCUGAACCAGAGCGACCUAGCCUCUAGGCUCACACUCAACUGUCAGAACUCCUACGUAGAGCCGCACAAGAUUAAGGACAUCGCUGUGACCAUUAUGGAUGUGUUUGACCAGAGCGCCCUCUCACUUGAGGCCAAGGAAGAGAUGUACAAGUUGUAUCCAAAUGCUAGAAGAGCUCACCUCAAAACGGGUGGAAAUUUCCCGUACCUGUGCAGGAGUGCAGAAGUCAACCUUUACAUACAGAUACACUUGCGUCAGUUCCAUGGGACCAGGUAUGCGGCCAUCAAUCCUGCCAUGAUUAGCGCUGAGGAGCUGGAGGUACAAAAGAGUCACCUAACCAGUAGCAAGGACAGUGACGAUGACCAAUGAGACUGUGGUACCUAGCAGUGUCUUGGUUCUUGAUUGGGUGGACAAACAGAACUAUGGGCACUUUUCCUCAACCAGCAAAUUGGCAGAUGUUUUACUGCUCAUCAGACACCACUAUUGGUCAGUGAUAUGCUGAUCUCUUGUAUUUUUUUCUACAAUGUUGCAUACAAUCAAUCAACAGGUUGAAUUGAGGAUAUUUUUACUUUCCAGAAAAUAAAAACAAUAUUUUAAUAAUCACUGUUACUGUAAAUACAAAUAGUUGUGCUUUAGUUGGAAAGAAACUUCAUAUGAUGCCAUAUUAUGAACCCCUUGCCUUAUGUGAUAUACAGUUUAUUUUAUUGCUGUUACUAGAUGUUGCACUUUUGAAAUGUCUGAAUGCUUUGUUUUCCUUGUUUGUUUAUGGUUAACCAUGCCAACUGUUGGUAAGAACUGAAGCACUGAUUACUGAGUAACAUCAAUCAUAAGAUGUUCUAAGAAAUGGAAUUAAAAACAGUACUACGUAUAAUGUGACAAGUUAACAUUUAAUUUGCGGUUCAAUUAAAGUCUUGAACAGAUAUGCUGUGUGUCAUGCACAUAAA